Messenger RNA from Nannospalax galili (Upper Galilee mountains blind mole rat), 2313 nucleotides. RefSeq names its product potassium calcium-activated channel subfamily N member 2 (gene Kcnn2). Gene Ontology annotation, molecular function: small conductance calcium-activated potassium channel activity; calmodulin binding. NCBI's taxonomy places the organism in Eukaryota, Metazoa, Chordata, Mammalia, Rodentia, Spalacidae. Gene Ontology annotation, biological process: potassium ion transmembrane transport. Gene Ontology annotation, cellular component: dendritic spine; plasma membrane; neuronal cell body. The record is from RefSeq and is a predicted model, not a curated record.
CGACAGCCUGAGCGUGAGCCCGGGACCGGCGGCCGGGGGCGCUAGCCCCUCAUGUUCUGGAGAACGAGCAAAUGUGAUGUCAUGCCCAUUGUUUUGGUGCGCCCAACCAAUCGGACUCGCCGCCUGGAUUCUACCGGAGCCGGCAUGGGCCCUUCCUCGCACCAGCAGCAGGAGUCCCCGCUCCCGACCAUAACGCAUUGCGCAGGGUGCACCACCGCCUGGUCUCCCUGCAGCUUUAACAGCCCUGACAUGGAAACCCCAUUGCAGUUCCAGCGCGGCUUCUUCCCGGAGCAGCCGCCGCCGCCACCGCGCUCCGUACACCUGCAUUGCCAGCAGCAGCAACAGAGCCAAGACAAGCCCUGCCCGCCCUUCGCGCCCCUCCCGCACCCUCACCACCCGCACCUCGCGCACCAGCAGCCGGGCAGCGGUGGCAGCAGCCCAUGCCUCCGGUGCAACAGCUGCGCCUCCUCGGGUGCUCCGGCGGCGGGGGCGGGGGCGGGGGAUAACCUGUCCCUGCUGCUCCGCACCUCCUCGCCCGGCGGCGCCUUCAGGACCCGCACCUCAUCGCCGCUGUCGGGCUCGUCGUGCUGCUGCUGCUGCUCCUCGCGCCGGGGCAGCCAGCUCAAUGUGAGCGAGCUGACGCCGUCCAGCCAUGCCAGUGCGCUCCGGCAGCAGUACGCGCAGCAGCCCGCGUCCGCCUCCCAGUACCACCAGUGCCACAGCCUGCAGCCCGCAGCCAGCCCCACAGGCAGCCUGGGCAGCCUGGGCUCCGGGCCCCCGCUCUCGCACCACCACCACCACUCGCACCCGGCGCACCACCAGCACCACCAGCCCCAGGCGCGCCGGGAGAGCAACCCUUUCACCGAAAUAGCCAUGAGCAGCUGCAGGUACAACGGGGGCGUCAUGCGUCCUCUCAGCAACUUGAGCUCGUCCCGCCGGAACCUGCACGAGAUGGACUCGGAGGCGCAGCCCUUGCAGCCCCCUGCGUCCGUCGUAGGAGGUGGAGGCGCGUCCUCCCCGUCUGCCGCCGCCGCAGCCGCCUCGUCCUCAGCCCCGGAGAUCGUGGUUUCGAAGCCGGAGCACAACAAUUCCAACAAUCUGGCGCUUUACGGAACCGGCGGCGGCGGCAGCACUGGAGGCGGCGGCGGCGGCGGCAGCGGGCAUGGUAGCAGCAGCGGCACCAAGUCUAGCAAAAAGAAGAACCAGAACAUCGGCUACAAGCUGGGCCACCGGCGCGCCCUGUUCGAGAAGCGCAAGCGGCUCAGCGACUAUGCGCUCAUCUUCGGCAUGUUCGGCAUCGUGGUCAUGGUCAUCGAGACCGAGCUGUCGUGGGGCGCCUACGACAAGGCGUCGCUGUAUUCCUUAGCUCUGAAAUGCCUUAUCAGUCUCUCCACGAUCAUCCUGCUCGGUCUGAUCAUCGUGUAUCACGCCAGGGAAAUACAGUUAUUCAUGGUGGACAAUGGAGCAGAUGACUGGAGAAUAGCCAUGACUUAUGAGCGUAUUUUCUUCAUCUGCUUGGAAAUACUGGUGUGUGCUAUUCACCCUAUACCUGGGAAUUACACGUUCACAUGGACGGCACGGCUUGCCUUCUCCUAUGCCCCAUCCACAACCACCGCUGAUGUGGAUAUUAUUUUAUCUAUACCAAUGUUCUUAAGACUCUAUCUGAUUGCCAGAGUCAUGCUUUUACAUAGCAAACUUUUCACUGAUGCCUCCUCUAGAAGCAUUGGAGCACUUAAUAAGAUAAACUUCAAUACACGUUUUGUUAUGAAGACUUUAAUGACUAUAUGCCCAGGAACUGUGCUCUUGGUUUUUAGUAUCUCAUUAUGGAUAAUUGCCGCAUGGACUGUCCGAGCUUGUGAAAGAUACCAUGAUCAACAGGAUGUUACUAGCAACUUCCUUGGAGCAAUGUGGUUGAUAUCAAUAACUUUUCUCUCCAUUGGUUAUGGUGACAUGGUACCUAACACAUACUGUGGGAAAGGAGUCUGCUUGCUUACUGGAAUCAUGGGUGCAGGCUGCACAGCCCUGGUGGUAGCUGUAGUGGCAAGAAAGCUAGAACUUACCAAAGCAGAAAAGCAUGUGCACAAUUUCAUGAUGGAUACUCAGCUGACCAAAAGAGUGAAAAACGCAGCUGCCAAUGUACUCAGGGAAACAUGGCUUAUCUACAAAAACACAAAGCUAGUAAAAAAGAUCGAUCAUGCAAAAGUACGAAAGCAUCAACGAAAAUUCUUGCAAGCUAUUCAUCAAUUAAGAAGUGUAAAAAUGGAGCAGAGGAAACUGAAUGACCAAGCAAAUACCUUGGUGGAUCUGGCAAAG